Messenger RNA from Equus quagga, 1307 nucleotides. It is a transcript of the gene RSRC1, whose product is annotated as arginine and serine rich coiled-coil 1. Lineage: Eukaryota; Metazoa; Chordata; Mammalia; Perissodactyla; Equidae. Gene Ontology annotation, biological process: alternative mRNA splicing, via spliceosome. The record is from RefSeq and is a predicted model, not a curated record. Gene Ontology annotation, cellular component: nucleus; cytoplasm. The transcript is spliced from 10 exons. The coding region runs from base 1 to 1059 and encodes 352 amino acids.
AUGCGCCACGUCCCGGGCGGUCUCAGACCUGGAGGUCGAAGGUACUGUUCAGUUUUUGCAAAGAAGAAUCCUCUCCUAGAAUUCUUGGACCCGAGCACACAGAAGGCUACGCUUCUAGAAAUGGGACGCCGGUCAUCAGAUACUGAAGAAGAAAGCAGAAGCAAGAGAAAAAAGAAACACCGUAGACGGUCGUCUUCAAGUAGUUCUUCAGACAGCAGAACAUACAGCCGAAAGAAAGGUGGAAGGAAGUCAAGGUCAAAGUCAAGGUCUUGGUCCAGAGAUCUUCAGCCUCGCUCACAUUCUUAUGAUAGAAGACGCAGGCAUCGAUCAAGCAGUAGCUCUUCGUAUGGCUCUAGAAGAAAACGAAGUCGAAGUCGUUCAAGGGGCCGAGGGAAAUCCUAUAGAGUUCAGAGGUCUAGGUCAAAAAGCAGAACAAGAAGGUCCAGGUCAAGACCUCGGCUACGUUCCCAUAGUCGAAGCAGUGAAAGAUCCAGUCACAGAAGAACUCGCAGUCGGUCUCGGGAUAGAGAACGACGUAAAGGCAGAGAUAAGGAGAAAAGAGAGAAAGAGAAGGAUAAAGGCAAGGACAAGGAAUUACACAACACCAAACGUGGGGAAUCUGGAAACAUCAAAGCUGGAUUAGAACAUCUGCCACCAGCUGAACAGGCCAAAGCCAGACUACAGCUGGUUCUUGAAGCUGCUGACCAAGCCACCCUGGUAGAACAAGUAAAAAGAGUGAAAGAAAUUGAAGCCAUUGAAAGUGAUUCUUUUGUUCAGCAGACAUUCAGAUCAAGUAAAGAAGUCAAAAAGUCAGUGGAACCCAGUGAAGUGAAGCAUGUAGCUGCGGCAGCAUCAGGACCAGCGUCCGUCACUGCUGAGCCGCCCAGUAAUGAGAAGGAGAUCGACCCUGGCAGCAUCCCUACUGCCAUCAAGUACCAAGAUGACAACUCUCUGGCCCAUCCAAACUUGUUUAUUGAGAAAGCUGAUGCUGAGGAAAAGUGGUUCAAGAGGCUAAUGGCUCUCCGACAGGAGAGGCUCAUGGGCAGCCCCGUGGCCUGAGGGAUCCACGCACGGUUGAAUUAACAGGAGCAGUGGAAAGUUAGGUUUUUAAAUCCCAGUAUUAGAUUUUUACUCUUAAAAAGAAUUUAGCUGAUUAUAUAAAAAGAUAAUCUCAUUUCAUUUUUUUCUCAUGUAGUCUUGAAUAUUUGUUAAUUUGAAUUUAAUCAAACAUUGUAAAUGUUAAAAGUACUGUGAAAUUUAAGAAUGCAUGAAAAUGUCAUACUGUCAAUAAAGCUAAUGCUAAAAGU